GCCGGGAGGCCAACAGCAGCCAUGUUCGUCCUGUGGAGCCUGCUGAGCGCGGCCGGCUGCUGCGCGCUGGGGGACGCGGCCCCCGCGGGGGACGUGCGUGCCUCCGCCAGUUCCUACGCCCUGCUGCCGCCCUCCUGCGACAGCCAAAUCUACUGCCAAGGCGACCUUCUGCGCGUGGUCCAGAACGCUCAUCUCUACACCGACUCCAAGACGUUUAUCGACAAGAAACUCCUGCAGUCGCCCGCCGACACGCUGCUAGAUUUCGAUGCCUUCAUGCAGACCUACAAGAAACGCCCACAACGCCAAUCCAGAGCUUCGUGACGCGCACUUCGCUACGGAGACGAGCUGGUGGCCGCGACUGGAGAAUGGGUGAGCAGCCCGCUCUGCUGGCCGCAUCGCCGACCCGCAGCUGCGCGGACUGGGCCUCGAGUCAACGUCAAUCUGAAGAGCUCAGCGCAAGGUCAACGAAACCCAUCAAGGACCACCGCGACCGCUACUCCACUCAUCUACGUGCCCAACCACUUCGUGGUGCCGGCGGCGCUUCCGGAGCUCUACUACUGGACACGUACUGUGGUGCGCGGCCUCAUCUACGACAUGACCUCCACCAUCAAGGGCAUCUGUGAGAACUUUCUCUACCUCUCGACAACUACGGACAUCCAACGGCGCGCGGUCUACUACCUGCAAACGCACGCAGCCCCCGCUGCGUCAGGCGCCCAUGGUCUACGUACUACGCAGGCCACAAGGACGCGGCUUCCGUGCGCGACCACUGCCUUGCUGGAGCGCGAGCUGUGAUUUCUGGUUGAAAACACGCACGCUGCAAUGAACAAGGACGGAAAAUAACCCUCGCCACUACACGCCCCGUCCAAGGGCCCCGCCGGAGAUCUACUGGGAGACUACACAACGGCGGAGAUCUUCGGCCGACGAGACCGGAAGGAAGAGUUCUAUCGUUCACCUCAAAUCGGCCGCCGAGUCCGGGUGGGAUUUCUCCAGCGCUGGUUCAUCACUGACGGACACCGAACGAAGGCAUCUGACGGCCUCCACACCAAGUACAUGUCGGUGGACAUCAACGCCUUCGUGUACUAUCAGCUGACCUCCUGUCCCAGCUGCACGCGAGUUGGGUUAUGUUGAAAAGCCGCUUUACAAGCAGAUUGCGACGCAGCUCCAAGAAGCGAUUUACGCGCGGGCUGUGGAACGACGAAUUAGGCUCUGGUUUCACUACGAUCUUCUCAACAAUCAAGCAGCGCACGUAUCUAGUCCUUCAACAUGGCUCCUCUGUGGACCAAGGCUACGACCCUGGCCAAACACGGUGCAGAUCGGCGCAGAAGCAGCGCCAUACCUCAAAGGCCUCGACCUGCUGGCGUUCCCGGCGGCAUCCGACACGCUGAAGGAACAGCGGGAGCAGUGGGACCGCCCAAACGCGUGCCUCCCUCCAGCACACGUCAAUCCGCGGCCGCCAGGACACGCAGGGAGCCCACGCGCCAGGAGCUGCCUUUGAGCUGGCGCAGCACUGAGAUCGCCUCCAACCUCAAGGCCUUCCGAGAUCGGACGAGAUUUCGAGAACGUUGA
This is a messenger RNA of Gryllus bimaculatus (two-spotted cricket), 1566 nucleotides long. NCBI's taxonomy places the organism in Eukaryota, Metazoa, Arthropoda, Insecta, Orthoptera, Gryllidae. The record is from the annotation of a GenBank genome assembly.